CUAACCAAAUUUUUUGUUGUUCGUAAUAUUGGAUUUUGACAUAGAGGCUAGAACAGAAACAAAACUGUAAGAAGAAGAAGAAGAUAUGGCAAUGGCGGCUUCGAUUUCAAACUCUACCAACAUCACUUACUCUCGACGUUAUCUUCAUCAUCUCACUUCUUCAAUCAAACCAUCUCAACUUCCAUCUCAGUUCAAAAUCUUCAAGUCAACAUCUUCUUCUAUCCAGAACCCUAGUUUUCGGGUUUCAGCUUCAAUGAGCAUUGAAGCAACGCAGAAAGCUCCACAAAUUUCAUUCUUAGAUCGGAAAGAAUCUGGAGUAUUACAUUUCGUCAAGUAUCAUGGUCUUGGUAACGAUUUCAUUUUGGUUGAUAAUCGAGAUUCCGUGGAACCUAAGGUAACCCCUGACCAAGCUGUGAAGUUAUGCGAUAGGAACUUUGGUGUUGGAGCUGAUGGUGUUAUUUUUGCAAUGCGGGGGAUCAAUGGAACUGAUUAUACAAUGAGGAUAUUCAAUUCAGACGGAAGCGAACCCGAGAUGUGUGGUAAUGGUGUUCGUUGCUUUGCAAGGUUUAUUGCUGAUCUAGAUGAUACACAAGGGAAGCAGAGUUUUACCAUUCAUACUGGUGCAGGCUUAAUUGUUCCUGAAAUUCAAGAUGAUGGGAAGGUUAAAGUUGAUAUGGGUCAACCUGUACUUAGAGCGUUGGAUGUACCUACCAAAUUGCCAGCCAACAAGGACCAAGCUGUGGUGAAGGCAGGACUAGAAAUUGAUGGUGCAACCUGGAAUGUGACAUGUGUUAGCAUGGGAAAUCCCCAUUGCGUUACUUUCUCCACAAGUGAAUGCAAGAAUUUGCUGGUUGACGACUUAAAUUUAUCAGAGAUUGGUCCGAAAUUUGAGCACCAUGAAGUAUUUCCUGCUCGAACUAAUACUGAGUUUGUGCAAGUGUACUCUCGUUCCCACCUGAAAAUGCGAGUCUGGGAGCGUGGUGCAGGAGCAACACUGGCAUGUGGAACUGGAGCUUGUGCAGUCGUGGUGGCAGCUGUUCUUGAGGGUCUUUCCGAGAGGAACUGCACAGCUGAUCUGCCUGGGGGACCAUUGGAGAUCGAGUGGAGGGAGGAAGACAAUCAUAUCUACAUGACAGGUCCUGCCGAGGUAGUCUUUUAUGGAUCUGUGUUACUAUAGUUCUUUGACAAGAAUUCUGUUUUGGAACUUCUAAUCUAUAUUGAGCAUAAUUUCCAAGAUUUUGUAGUAUCAAUAAUUUAUAAGUCUGUGAUGCUUGUCAAAUGAUGUGUUUGUA
Messenger RNA from Papaver somniferum (opium poppy), 1292 nucleotides. Its product is annotated as diaminopimelate epimerase, chloroplastic-like. The coding region runs from base 86 to 1177 and encodes 363 amino acids. Gene Ontology annotation, molecular function: diaminopimelate epimerase activity. Lineage: Eukaryota; Viridiplantae; Streptophyta; Magnoliopsida; Ranunculales; Papaveraceae. The record is from RefSeq and is a predicted model, not a curated record. The transcript is spliced from 9 exons. Gene Ontology annotation, cellular component: cytoplasm; cytosol.